AUGCAAGAAGAAAUAUCAUGUGAAAAAUUUGAUAUGGGAAAUAAUUUACACGAUUCAGCCAAUAAAUACGAUGUUAUAAUCGAAAAACAAAAAUCCGUUUCCGUGGAGUCAUUUCAAAAUGGAAUUUUAGUUACUUUUCUAAUGUAUUAUGUAUUUGCUUUAGAAUAUCCUAAAAGUAUCGAAGGAACAUUGGAAACAAUUCAAAGAUUGUUCCUUGAAAUCUGCCCCCAAGAAGGGACGAAGCGCGCCAGCAAAACCAAAAAAGCGACUGCCAUACAUCCAAAAGUGUUAUCUUUAACUGACAACAUUGGAAUAUACACGGAUUCAGAUUAA
Molecule: messenger RNA, 333 nt
Organism: Cotesia congregata
Lineage: Eukaryota; Metazoa; Arthropoda; Insecta; Hymenoptera; Braconidae
Source: the annotation of a GenBank genome assembly